AUGAAUAUCUUGCCUAUUGGCUUGCAGCAUAGACUUAGUGUAUGGCUCGCGUCGCGCACGGUCCAUUUGAACACGGGAUCCUCAUAUUUCCCAGAACAGUUCCUGCUUGGAGCGACAUUUGCUUCUCGCAGAGCACUGAAUGUCUUGUCACAGCACCUUAGUCAUCCAGACGACAGCACAAAGGACGAACUCGAAAACAUGAUGAGCAUUGACCUGUUGGACCGAUACACUAGAGCCGCCAAAGAAUGCCUGACAGGCGACGAAGAAAUCAGCAUCAAUUUGCCACAAAUAUACGACGCAAACCUGGGGGACGUCUGGGUCACAUUGGGAAACUCCACUGCAUUUACUCACCCGCGACAAUAUGAAGUGCUUGAAUGGAUGACGCUCAAGUUGUGCUUAAAGAACUCUGGCGUGGACGCGGAAGAAGAGUCAUUCAAGGAUUACCGGGCCCGUAUUGCACGGGGAUUGAUGGAAGGGGUGCACAUUAAGGUUGAUGUGGAAGUGGAUGCUGACGUGGUGUACAAGAUCACUCGUGGAGACGAGACGCUUUUGUAUGACGAAGGCCGACGGACGCUGCUUGUGCAGUUCGAGACGCCUUACUUUGAACCAGCACAUAAAAUGGUUUCCGGACGUGACCCUGAGAAUGGAGAGCCUAUCAACGACUGGUCCUGGCGUAUUUCUGAUUUUGAUCAACUAAUUACCAAAGAAAAGCUAGACAAUGAAGAAAUGAUUUCAUAG
Messenger RNA from Zychaea mexicana, 738 nucleotides. RefSeq lists its product as uncharacterized. The record is from RefSeq and is a predicted model, not a curated record. The transcript is spliced from 2 exons. The coding region runs from base 1 to 738 and encodes 245 amino acids. NCBI's taxonomy places the organism in Eukaryota, Fungi, Mucoromycota, Mucoromycetes, Mucorales, Lichtheimiaceae.